UCCUGCCCGCGUCUCCUCUCUCCAGUCACUGCUUCAGUGAGUUGAUAAUGGCUUCCACUUCAGCUUAUCGUCAUUUACAGUUUGUUUUCUCUUCAAAUUCUGCUGCUCGCUAUCCUCCUUUUAUCACUCAAUCAAAAAACCUGAACCCUAGGCUCUCUUCAGGCGUUAAUUUCAUAAAUCGACCUCUAUGCUCUACGUCUGAUUCUAUGCCCGUACAAGCAGUAAUCGACAACCCCUCCGAUGUAACAGUCACCGAAGAGAGCGCUUUGACACUUCGAGAAAUCUGCCAUGGCCACGUCCCCGAGCAUGUGCUCCGGAGGAUAGAAGAGGUGGGAUUCAGAGUAGCUACAGAUGUGCAACAGCAAGGUCUGCCUCUCCUGUUUUCUGGACGCGAUUGCAUACUUCAUGCUCAGACAGGUUCUGGGAAGACACUGACAUACCUACUGCUGAUUCUCUCGCUUAUUAACCCACAGAGAUCUGCCGUGCAAGCACUAAUAGUGGUGCCCACCCGAGAACUGGGGAUGCAAGUAACAAAAGUUGCUCGGAUGCUGGCAGCUAGCCCGGUGGAUAACGAACUGGUGCAAAAGUCAUGUAGUGUCAUGGCUCUUCUUGAUGGAGGAAUGCUAAAAAGGCAUAAGACUUGGCUAAAGGCAGAGCCUCCUGUCAUAGUGGUAGCAACAAUAGCAAGUGUGUGUCAAAUGCUUGAGAAGCGGAUACUCAAGCUUGAAUCAAUGCAGGUGCUGGUUAUUGAUGAGGUUGAUUUUAUGUUCAAUGCCUCAAAGCAAGUCAGCUAUCUUCGGAAGCUAUUGACAACUUACUCCUCAUGCAGCAAUCGUCAGACUGUUUUCGCCAGUGCUUCCAUUCCCCAGCAUAGAAGAUUUUUGCAUGACUGCAUACAGCAAAAGUGGACCAAGAGUGAUGCAGUCCAUGUCCACGUCAAUUCAAUUGCACCCAUGCCAUCAUGCCUGCAACAUAGAUUUGUGAUAUGUAGUAAAAGCAGGAGGCAUCAAACACUGCUAUCUUUGAUACAGUCUGACACACCGGAGUCUGCCAUAAUAUUUGUUGGAGAACAGUCUGAAAAAUCAAAAAAGGCAGGCAAUGCUCCACCAACUACUCUUUUGAUUAAUUUCUUGGAAACGUCUUAUGAAGGUUGUUUAGACAUUGUUCUUCUAGAGGAAGACAUGAAUUUCAAUUCACGUGCAGCAUCUCUAUCAGAAGUGAGAAAAAGAGGGGGAUAUCUUCUCAUAGCGACAGAUAUAGCUGCCAGAGGAGUUGAUCUACCUGAAACAACUCAUAUAUACAAUUUUGAUUUGCCAAGAGCUGCAGUAGAUUACCUUCACCGAGCUGGAAGAACAGGAAGGAAGCCAUUUUCGGACAAAAAAUGUACUGUUACAACUAUUAUUUCAUCAGAGGAGCAGUUUGUUAUGGAAAGAUAUGAGAAUGAAUUGAUGUUCAAUUGUGAAAUGAUUACGGUGCAAGUCUGAUUUAUGCGAACAUGUUUGUUUCA
Molecule: messenger RNA, 1507 nt
Organism: Tripterygium wilfordii
Lineage: Eukaryota; Viridiplantae; Streptophyta; Magnoliopsida; Celastrales; Celastraceae
Product: DEAD-box ATP-dependent RNA helicase 58, chloroplastic
Exons: 10
Coding region: 48-1484 (478 amino acids)
Molecular function (GO): RNA helicase activity; RNA binding; ATP binding
Source: RefSeq, a predicted model, not a curated record